CCUGCACCCUACCUGUGCCAACAGCAUCCUACCUGUGCCAACAGCACCCUACCUGCAUCCUACCUGUGCCAACAGCAUCCUACCUGUGCCAUAAGAGAAGUGCAUCUAUGCCCUUUGCUAUUCAUUCUCUGGCUCUCCUGUGCCUCUGGAUGGUUCAUAUCGCUGCCAGUAAGACCGAAUGGAGGGCUAGAUCAUCAACCCUCGAGCUUUGUGGCCUCACAUGUGAAGGCUCUGGUUUUAAUACACUUGAGAGAGAUUCUGCCAUCUUAGAAAUCGAUUGUAAAUACAAAAGUCUCAAAAUCUUCAAUGGCUACUACAGUCGGACCCAUGUGAACAUAUCUACCGGCUGCUGCUCCAUCCAAAACCUCUCUAAAUCUGAUACAGGCGCCUAUAAUAUCUUUAACAUUGAGUCGGAAAAGAAACUUGUCCAAAGCACAUAUUACGUGGUUAUAGACCCAGUGCAGAUCCGAAGCCUCAGUUCCAGCCGCAGUGAUGGGGGCAGAGAAGUGAGAGUGACAUACACCGGGGACGAGGCCACUGUUAUCUGGACAUGGAACGGAGGGGCACUGCCAAUGGGACACCGGCUGAGCGACGGCAACAAGACCCUGACAGUUCCCAGCAAUUACACGGGCACAUUCCGGGUCUAUAUCCGUAACCCCAUUAAUGAGACCAGUGCUGAGAUCAACAUCCCUCUCCCAGAAUCUCCAUCUCGUUCUGUCCAGGCCAGAGCUGGAACCAUCGGCGGUGCUGUUAUUCUGGAUCUCAUUGUUCUUGUCUCUUGUUGGGUAUGGGCUUGUAGGAAAUCUAGAGCAGAAUCAGCCUUACAACUAAAUGGAUCCCAGCUGAGAGCCCUGCAACUGCCCCAGCCUUGUGCCCCAGGCCAAGGAGGAACAGGGACUCGGCAUUUGGACUCAUGAAGAAGGAAUUGGUGGCACCAAGAAAUACCCCAUAGCUCAGUUUGGGGUUUCUUCUAUCUCUUUCCCUACCAGCACACUGUAUUUUAGCUAAAUCUCAGGCACUUUUCUUACCUGAGAAAUUUGUCCCAUGUUUUGCUUAUUUAUUUGCAGCAGGGCAGGCAGCCACAAUCUUCCCUGGACUCCAGUUCAGGUUUGGGUCUCGUGUAGAUCCAAAAUUGACUUUUUUUAUUGGCUAAAAAUUGGGGCAAUUUUUAGUUGGAGGUGAUGGGAGAGGAGGCAGCCUAGGACAGCACUGGGCAUACCUGAUGUUGGGGCAGGCAUUAUUAUUAGUAAUAUUAUAAAUGCAAUAACGGCCCACAGGUCUGUGCAGUAAAUGGGUAUAUGCACUGAACUUCCAUACAAAACUACCUCCUGUGCAAGAGGUAAAGAGCUCCCUGCCAAGGAGCGUACAAUCUGUUUACCCCCAGGACAAAGUGCGCACCUUAGGGAAUGGCAAGCAACACAGAGCAGUAAGUGGGAAAGUUCUUGCAUGCCUGGGACACAGUUGCUUCCUGGGGACUAAAUUCGGGGACAGAAACCUUGAAUCUGGGGAUCCCCUGGGAAAUGGGGACUGAUGGCAACCUUACAUAGCAACAGGGUUCCGCGGGGAAACAGGAAGGGAAACUGCAUUUAACUCCAUCAUAUAAACAUGAACAUUACUGUACUUCCUUUAUGGCAAUUAAAUGUAGUGACCCCAAGAUUUGGGCCCCUUUGCCUGGUAUCCCCUUUAGACCGGCACCAGUGGGUGGCCUUGUUGGGAUGUGGACACCUAAUUGUGGUCUUAAUAUUGUGUGUAUGUGCUAUAAUUAUUCUUU
Messenger RNA from Xenopus tropicalis (tropical clawed frog), 1771 nucleotides. RefSeq names its product CD48 antigen like. The coding region runs from base 108 to 917 and encodes 269 amino acids. The transcript has 4 exons. The record is from RefSeq and is a predicted model, not a curated record. NCBI's taxonomy places the organism in Eukaryota, Metazoa, Chordata, Amphibia, Anura, Pipidae.